AUCUCAAUUUCCCGCUGUCCUAUUGCACUGACCGCGUCGCUAUCCCGUUCGUCCGCGUCGCUAUAUUUUUUUUCGUAUUUUUUCAAAUUUCCCGCUUAUUUAUCUCUUCGGAUCACGUGAUUGACUGGUUUACGAUUUUUGAAAAAAUUAUUUCCGUUGUAUUAAAGUAACUCCGCGGGACCAGUCUAAUAAAUUUUACAAAAUGGCGUCAUUCAAAGAUCAAAAUAAACAAAGAUUUCAACAUUGACAUCUAUUUUUUCAAUUUAAUGAAUAUAUAGAGGCAUAUAUGAAUGAAAUGAGAUGAAACAAAUUUACCGCAUUUCCCAACGACAUUCACAAACUUGUUUAACGAACUUUGAACAAAUACUGAUUUUAACAACGAUCAAAUUGGCUUCAAUGAGCAAGUCUUUGAAGUAUUAAUUAUCACCCAAUCGAACUAAUAACUGUUUAAUCAGCAAUUCUACAGUAAUGAAUCUUGCCCUUUGAAAACAAUUAAGAGGAUAUGAUUAGAAAAACAAACCCCAAGCUGAUACUAGACUUGAGAAAUUCACUUUCUCGAUGUCGAGCUUGGGUGAAACCAUACGAAUAUUAUAAAACGUUAAUCAGAAAAAUGGGGAAUCAUUAUGCUAAAAAAUGUCAACUCCUGUUAAACGUCGUAAGGUGAACAGUACACUGCUACAGUGGGUUACAAAACCCAACACAGAAGCCGAUAAUGACUUGAUUGUUGGUCCUAUAUGUUCUGCAACAUCACCAGUUAGUGCAAAGAAAUCCUCACACAGACAGUCUGGUGUAGACCCAUCAUGGAAAAAGACUUUUCCUUGGGUUUUAUUCACAGAUAAUGAGAAAGGUAUGCUUUGCAGUUUCUGCACAAAGUUCAACAUGAAGUCAAAGAAUGGGUCUGGCGUAUGGGUGUCUGUUCCGUGUACCUACUUAGUUAGAGAUAGCUUACUACGACAUGCCAAGACAAACAUGCACAUAGAAGCUACCGACCUUGAGGCCAACUCCAUUCUUGCAGGCAAAGGCCAGAGUAUUCAGUCAGCUGUAGAACAUCACACCUCCUUAGAAAAGACAGCCCUGAUUGGUGCCUUCAAGAUCAUGUACUGGUUAGCCAAAGAAGAGAUUCCACACACAACUCAUUUCGCUUCACUUCUAGACUUAGCCAAGAACCUUGGAUGUGACUAUCUCAACUUACUGCAGAAAGGUGAAAGUGUCAACUACACCAGCCAGCAUAUUAUGCAGGAGAUGUUACACAGCCUUAGUCUACAGAUUUCUACACCCGUUAUAGACGCCAUUCAGCAGAGCACCUACUACUCAUUACUAGUUGACGAGACAACAGAUGUGUCCGUGCUAAAACAGUUGACAGUUAUGGCCCGAUACUUCAACCAGGACUUAGAGUUGAAGACAUCAUUUCUGACACUCAUCGACGUUCCAGAUGGUAAAGCAGACACCUUAGUCGCAGCACUCAAGCAGUUCAUGACAGAAAACCAGUUACCUGCACACUCGUUUAUUGGUCUGGGUUCAGAUGGUGCUGCAGUAAUGGUUGGCAAGAAGACAGGGGUUGCUACACAGUUGAAAGCAGACCUAAAUAGUGAACUGAUCAACAUACACUGCAUUGCACACAGGUUAGCCUUGGCAGCAGCUCAAGCUUCAAACAACAUACCCUAUCUCCAGAAAUUCAAGUCUAUACUGAAACAGCUUUUCUACUACUACCAAAACUCAGCAGUACGAAUGAGUAGUUUAAAGCAGUUAGAGCACAUUCUUGGUGACCCUGCCAUCAAACUGAAAGAGGUCGGUGAUACUCACUGGUUGUCACAUGAAACUGCAGUCCGUGCUGUUAGCCAGUGCCUACCAUCGCUCAUAGCCAGCCUUGAGCGUGAAGCAUCAGAACGUCAUGACGCCACUGCAGCAGGUCUAGCUACUUUCGUUAAGAGUCCUUCCUUUGUUUGUACCCUUGCCAUGCUUAGUGAUGUUCUACCUCAUCUAAACAGAUUAUCCAAGCUCUUCCAGAAGACAUCAGUUGACUUCACCUUAGUGGAUCCCUUGGUUUCCUCAACACAGAUGACACUCCUACGUCUACUUGAAUACCCUGCUGACAACAUGACCAACCUACCAACCAGAUUCGAGCAACUUGAAGAGUACGGUGUAAAAGGGUCAGAGACUGACAUCACAUCAUUCAAAGAAAGGAUUUACCACCAGUACAUCAACAACGUCGUUGAGAAUCUUCACCAGAGGUUUCCAGACACCAACAUUCUUGAUGCCUUGUCAGUGUUUGAUCCAGAACUUAUUGAUAAAGAAGACCCCUCACUCCAUGAGUGGCUCCAACAUCAAAAGCUGAAGACCCUGUCAGAUCACUUCACUUCAGUUGGGUCCUUUGAGAAGGUAAAGACAGAGUUCCACUCUCUUAGACAACUUAUUGCAGUCAACAUGAAAGACCAUUCACUGAGAGAUGCCAUGCUUAAAGUAAUACAGAUGGGUGACCUGUAUCCUGCUCUUGCCAAGUACUGCAUGAUUGCUCUAGUCUUGCCAGUAUCAACUGCUGAUUGUGAGAGGUCCUUCUCCACCAUGGCUAGGAUUAAGUCUGUUCUCAGAAACCGCCUCAGCCAAAGAGUACUGAACCAGCUAAUGUGCAUCUCUAUUGAAGGCCCAUCAUCAAGUGACUUUAACUUUGCAUCAUGUGUUUCUGCUUUUGGUCAGAUCAGAAAAAGAAAGCUAACUACUGACUAACUUUGUGUGCUUUAAUGACUUUUAUAGAUAUAUAUAGACAUUUAGUUCAGCUAAUUUAUUUUAUCAAUGUGUUUAAUUUAGUGCUUAAGUAAAGAACAAAAUAGUAACUGUUUGAGUUUAUGCUUUAAAUUAUUGAAUGAUCUUUGUUAUUGUUUAAAUAUUAUGUUUUGUUAUGUGAUGUAUGCUACAGUUUAAUCAUGACAAUGAAUAAAAUUUAUUUUUGUA
Messenger RNA from Mytilus trossulus (common blue mussel), 2949 nucleotides. Its product is annotated as zinc finger protein 862-like. Gene Ontology annotation, molecular function: protein dimerization activity. The transcript has 7 exons. Lineage: Eukaryota; Metazoa; Mollusca; Bivalvia; Mytilida; Mytilidae. The record is from RefSeq and is a predicted model, not a curated record. The coding region runs from base 634 to 2724 and encodes 696 amino acids.